AACUGAUUUUAAUUAGAAACAGGCUUAUGUAGAAGUAAUUUGAAAAUCUGUUAUGAAUUUUAACCCUUCAAUAUAAUUCAUUAUGUUGUUUAGAGACUAUUUAAGCCAUUAACAGCCAAAGAUUGUUUUCCCAUUGAUAAAUCUUUGGUCUUCAAUUAUUUUAAAAUCCUUUUUCAGUUAGCAUUAGCUCCUAAAAGACAAAUUUGCUAUUGUACAUAUUUCUUAUGUAAGUGUCUUGCUUAGCUUGGUCAUAAUCUUUAGUAACCUUUUGCUGUGACUAAGGAAUUUAGACCCUUGGGACACUUCUAUGAUACCAUGCAUUUUGUGUUAAUAUAUUUUAACAAAAAGAAACCUUAACAAUUCAACCUAAAAAGCACAGUUGUUAAAUAUUAAUCCCCAGGUAUCUACCCUUUUGUUGUUGUUGUUACUGUUAAUAAUAAUGCCUUUUAGUAUUUUGUGGAGCACUGUCUUGCUUGCAUUUGUUAUUAAUCAUAUAGUUUAGGCCCUUUGUAAGUAGCUCGCUCAAGGUAGUGUUCAUCAAAAGAAUUUUAAUAUUUUGAAAAGCAUGCCAUAAUAGAGUAAGAAUAAGUUGAUUAUAGUAUUUUCUUAGAAGUACUUGCUGAAUUUAGAAAACAGAAUUUUUGGGUUUCUGGUUGCUUUUUUAUUGUUGUUCCAGCUAGAAGAGUAGUAAAAAGGAAACUUUAGCUUUGGUUUGGUUUGAGGAACAGAACAACAGCAGAGAUGAGAAGGUGAGGAGACUGGAAAGUAAAUGCCAAUAGUAUUGGUGGAAUUUGGGGAGUUUUUAUUUGAAGAGUUGUGGUUCAUUGGUAGGAGGACAAAAAUGAACAGUGACCAAGGAAUGGCCCUAAGUAGAGGCUAACUUUAAAGGCAGUCAAAAGAUUAGGGUUUAUAAAUGGACUCUCUUGUUGGGCAACAUUUUUCUUUGUCUGUGAGAACAAAUUAGGAAAAUAAAGUUCUAGUUUCUUGAUUGUUCCUUUUAAUCUUAGGGUUUUGAUGAUGGUUAGCUUGCUUUCAAAUACCUAGACAGGAAGGUGUUAACCUUUGGCCUCUCAAAAGCUCUAUAAAUCUCUGUGUACAGAAUUUUGUGUUUGUUUUCAUUUUGGUGUGGAGUAUCUUUGUAAGUUUUAUCCUAUUUUCAGAGUAGUCACAGGACCAUAAAAGGAUUAAAGAAGGAUAAAAGAACCCUGAUCUAGAUCUUUGCUGCUUCUUCCUUAGAGAAUCCUUUCAGAAAUAAUGCCUGUUUUGUUCAUGUGUCCUGAGAGAACAAGCAUUGUGACAUACCUGGCUAACUUAAAAGCAGAUUGCCUGUGAAGCACAAUUUGAGUCCAAUUUUUUGAGGUAUGGAGUUUUAGCUAUCAUGGCUGGGUUUUUUUACUCAAUCUCAAAUAAUAGGGCUCUGGUUAUUUUGCAGAGUAUCUCUGAAGAAUGGACAGAAUUGCCCUGGCUAACUACAAGCUACGGUUCACAGUGGAUAAAUGUUGGCGUGCUUUUUUACUUUCUGACUUUUUAAAAUUUUGCUUUUAUAUCUUGUAGUUUCCAAUCAAUCUUAUAUGAUCGCUAUUUUAAAAUUCAGUAUAAAAUCUUUUCUUAUGUAGUUUAAAACUAAAGUGUGUGUCUAGUGUUUUUCUUCAAUGAUUUAGCAUUUCUGAAAACAUCAAGUUCUCAAUUUACCCAUAGUCCAAAAGGGGGGUGUCGAUUGAUCUGAGAAAACAAAAUAAUUAAUUUAGGAAAUAUACAGCUUUUCAUUCUUUUAGUUUCCAGUUUUCUAUUUUAAUUUUUUUAAUGAUUAGGUAGUAUAUGGUGUCAAAUAGAAAAUUAUCAGUUGCAUGGUUCAAGAAAGCCAUUCAUCUAAUGUGCCUGUGAACCCUAUAAAUGGUUAAGUAAUUUCAUAUGAAUAGCUGCUUUUACCAUGCUUAAUAUUUAAAAGUUUAAAAACUUUCUGAAAUGGGAGGCAGUUUUUGUACAAUAUAUACAUAUGUAUUUAAGAAGUUACUGAUUUGCAUGUUUAUUAAGCCUCAUUUGCUAAUACAUGAUAAAUUUUAUAGAAUAAAAGGUGAAUAUGCAUUAAAGGUUCAUUUUAAUGAAGAUGAAACAUAAAAAUGAGUUGUGUGUGACAUUCUCACUUGAUAUCCAGAGGAGACUUUGCAAACCUAAACUUCUGAUUAUUUCUGAUUUCAGAGAUGCCAGAGUGGUAAAAGACAUGGCAACAGGAAAGUCUAAAGGAUAUGGCUUUGUCUCCUUUUUCAACAAAUGGGAUGCUGAAAACGCCAUUCAACAGAUGGGUGGCCAGUGGCUUGGUGGAAGACAAAUCAGAACUAACUGGGCAACCCGAAAGCCUCCAGCUCCAAAGAGUACAUAUGAGUCAAACACCAAACAGCUAUCAUAUGAUGAGGUUGUAAAUCAGUCUAGUCCAAGCAACUGUACUGUAUACUGUGGAGGUGUCACUUCCGGGCUGACAGAACAACUAAUGCGUCAGACUUUUUCACCAUUUGGACAAAUAAUGGAAAUUCGAGUCUUUCCAGAUAAAGGAUAUUCAUUUGUUCGGUUCAAUUCCCAUGAAAGUGCAGCACAUGCAAUCGUUUCUGUUAAUGGAACUACCAUUGAAGGUCAUGUCGUGAAAUGCUAUUGGGGCAAAGAAACUCUUGAUAUGAUAAACCCUGUGCAACAGCAGAAUCAAAUUGGGUAUCCACAAGCUUAUGGCCAGUGGGGCCAGUGGUAUGGAAAUGCACAACAAAUUGGCCAGUAUAUGCCUAAUGGUUGGCAGGUACCUGCAUACGGAAUGUAUGGCCAGGCGUGGAGUCAGCAGGGAUUUAAUCAGACACAGUCUUCUGCACCAUGGAUGGGACCAAAUUAUGGAGUGCAGCCACCUCCAGGACAGAAUGGCAGCAUGUUGCCUAAUCAGCCUGCAGGGUAUCGAGUGGCAGGGUAUGAAACCCAGUGAAAAAGGACUCCAUAAUCUAAAGCCAGUGGCUUGAGGCUACAGGGAGUGUAGUAAAGCCGUUGUUUACUUAAAGAUUUAUCAAAUCAGUCAGUGCAAAUGUCAGAUACAAUGUAUUUAUUUAAAAGAUUCAUUUUUUAAUCAUGAAAUUACUUAUCAUCCACAUUGUUUUAAAAAGAAACAAGAUGCUGGAUGUCUGCCAAUUUUUGCCUUCAUUACCUUUUUUGAUAAAGUUUCUCAGAUCCUUGUUUCAAAUACAAAUGCAGGGAUUGCUGCCACUUUUUUAAAAUUAAGAGGCAGAAAAUUGCACAAUGUUGAACUUUUUUCCACUAAAGUAGUGUGCAGUUCUAGUUUGCAUUCCUGAUAUGAUUUAAAACAUGUAAUAUAAAGAUGUUAAAAAAAAAUGAAGAACCAAAACUGUGCAAAGUCUAGAAGUUCUUUGUAAUCUUCAGCUUGUGCACAAUUCUGUUUUAGGGUUUUUUGUUUUUUGUUUUUUUAAAAGCAUUGUUUGAACUGUCCCAUCUCCACUGUUUUCCCUUUGGGGUUUUAAAAUAUAAAUUAUAAGUUUACAUCAUUUUUGUAACUACAUUUUUCACAAAUUUGUCUUGCCUUAUUAAAUUUCUGUAAAAUAUACUUAAAUGGGGAAAAAAAUGAUGUUCACUUAGAUUGAAAACUUUUCUCAGAUGGAUUGAUAAUUGCAUUCAUUUUGUGUUUUAUAUGAGAAGGUGCCUCAAGAAUUCCCUCUUGGAUUUGUUUAAAGGAUUUUUAUCUUCUGUGAUAAACUUUGCUGUGUACCAGGAAAUAUAAAAACAAAAACUUGCUACUAAAGAAAAUCUCUGAAAUGUGAGACGUUCUUAUGAGCCUGUGUUAAUUUCAUGUGUCAACUUCUACAUUUAUGUGUAUUGUUUCAUUCUGUAAAAUGUUUUAGCAAUUUAAUAUUUUGCACAGUUAGCAAGCUUUGUAUGUCAUUUCCUUCUUAAAGGCAUCAUGCAGAGUUGACAGGAGAUUUCUAAGGUUUUAAGUUGUUUGCAUGUGAAUAUCAAAUACACACUUUGGUAGUCUUUGAAUACAAAGUCAUCUGCUCUUGUUUUUCAAGAAUUUUGAGACACAAAGUUGUAUGUAAAGGAAUAUAUUAAUUUGCCAUUUUCUAGUUAUAUUUACUCAAAAAGAGUAAAUUAACUUAAUUUUAAUACGUACAAAUGAUAGCUGUGAAACUGUAGAAUAUCCUAUAUCAGGCUUGGAGUUCGUUGUGCACUUCAAAAUCAGCCUGAAGGACCAGCCGGGCAAAGCAUUUUUUAAAUGUUCAGAGGCCAAAAGAUAAACAAAACAAAACAAAACAAAAACCUUAAAAUCCUACCUCCUUAAACAGCCUUCAAAGAGGAGAAUCCUCAGUGCAAUCAUUAUUUUGAUUCUUUUGGUACCUGUUUUCCUGGAGUUCCCAAUUUUAUUAUUUUGGGGUGGCUCCGAGCAUUAGGUUUAAUCUUUGAUGGCAUUGUUCUAGUUUUGAAAUUUCUAGUACAUUUCAGAGUCUCUUAGAAGAGUUGUGGGAGAUUUUUGUUUUGUUUUCAGUGAAAGUCACAAACUUUCUUCUUUACUCACAAAGGGGAAGAGUCCUCAGUAUACAUAUUUGGAUGGUUUGUUGUUUUUAAGACCUUCAGAGAGCUCCUAGCAUUUAGCAACAGAAAAGGCCUAUGAAAUCUUAAGUUUCCUGGCCUUGUCUCUUCCAGGUAGGAGCAAAUGAAGCUGGUCUCUAAAGCCAAUAUUCAUGUAAACCAGAGCCCAGGAAAGACAGCUCAUAAGUGUUUAAUUCUCUGGAGCUCAAUUCUAUGCAGUUGUACUGAUGUUUCAUUACGUACGUCACUGUGUAUUUUUAAGUGUUGAUACAUUAAAAGUUGCUUUAUGGAAGAUGAGUAAAUUUUUUAAAUACUUGGGAAUUUUAUUUCCUUGUUAACGUCUACAGAUCAGGACAUGGGACCAGAAGCAGCCUAAAUGAAAUACUCAAAAAGUAAAAUAUCAGGAAGCUAUUUUUAGAUUCUUCUGGUUUAUGUUUCUAUUUUAAGACCCUUAUUAUUUUUCUUACUCAAAAAUAUUUUAUUUCCUGUACAUCUGUGGACUGCAGGGUAAAUUAUUUGGGCAUAAGUAAUUUAAGCAAAAGUAUAGUUUUUCUUUCAUUUUGACUUUCUCAAGUAACACUUUUUAUUAGCCAGUAUAUUUUCUUAUUGCACAAAUUUUAAAGUGUACAUUAACUACUUUUUGAGAAGAAACUGGUAUUUCUCAAAAAAGUUACUACUGAACAAAUUGACAUUUCAGGAACAUUGCUAACUUUGGUUUAAAUCUUACUCCUAGUGUUAAAAUCAUUAAAAGAUUUUUUAGUCUAAAAAUAAUACUGGUAUUAGUAUCAGGUAAGGAAAUUAAAGUUUUAAAAAUGGUUUCGUUCUCUGCAAUAUGCAUUCAGAUUUUACUAUAAAAUACAUCUGGUACUGUAAAGAACCUGAAGUGAUUCACACUUAAUGGGUCGUUAAUCCAGUAUUCUUUGCCCUGACUGUUUGGAUAUUAAAGUUCCUUUAUGUUUUCUAUAA
Molecule: messenger RNA, 5538 nt
Organism: Leptonychotes weddellii (Weddell seal)
Lineage: Eukaryota; Metazoa; Chordata; Mammalia; Carnivora; Phocidae
Source: RefSeq, a predicted model, not a curated record